Messenger RNA from Capsicum annuum, 3468 nucleotides. RefSeq lists its product as uncharacterized. The coding region runs from base 54 to 3092 and encodes 1012 amino acids. The transcript has a single exon. The record is from RefSeq and is a predicted model, not a curated record. NCBI's taxonomy places the organism in Eukaryota, Viridiplantae, Streptophyta, Magnoliopsida, Solanales, Solanaceae.
UCGUUUUCUUAUUUCUUCCCUCUCCGAUUACCAAUUACUCCGACACGACAAAAAUGGCCACCGACACCGCCGCCGAAAACCCACAACCCGACCCGGAGCCCGAACCCGAAUACGAAUCUAUACGGCUCAAAACCCUAGCCGAACAAAAAUACAGCUCCGGCAACCUCAAAUCAGCUCUCAAAUACGCCAAACGCGCCGUCAAUCUCCAUCCUACCGCUGCCGGUGUUUCCGAAAUCCUCACUGCCUUCAAAAUACUCCAUUCCGCCACCGUCCCCGUCAUAUCCGCCGCCUCCGCCGCUGCCGGAAUCGGCAAUUCAUCAGCUCCGGCGACUACCACAACUCCACCUCUACCUGACUACUACAAAAUCCUACAAGUAGAACGAUUUUCACGCACUGACACCAUAAAAACACAGUAUAAGAAGCUGGCGUUAGCUCUUCAUCCUGAUAAGAACCCGUUUGUAGCAUCCGAGGAGGCGUUUAAGGUUGUCGGUGAAGCGUUUAGGGUUUUGUCGGAUAAGAUUAGGAGGAAGGAGUAUGAUGUAAAGCUUAGAAUUGCUAUGCAAUCAGAAGCUGCUGUUGUGGCGGCGAAUGAGGAGGAGGGUGAUGAAACGGCGUCGUUUUGGACGGCGUGUUCGGGUUGUAAAUUGUUGCAUCAGUUUGAUAAGAAGUAUUUAGGGCAUAAUUUGAUGUGUCCAAGCUGUAAGAAGAGUUUCGAGGCGAUUGAGGUUGAGGAAAAUGGAGAGAAAAGAGUGAGUGAAAGGAUUAAGUUUAGGAAAAAUGUGAGCUUUGGUUGUUUGAGAAAGAGGGAGGUAGUGGGGAAGGGGAAAAUGCGGAGUGUUGGGGAGGUUUUGAAGAGGUCAAGUGGAAAAAUGACGAGAAAUAUUGAUGGAAUUGGUGUUCGAAGUCAGGUUGGAAGGGGAAAGGGGGUGGUAGAAGUAAGGGAUGUGGAUUUGGAAGGAGAUGUUGAGAGCGAUGAUGGUUUGAUUAAGGGGUUGAAGAGGAGUGCAAGUGGAAAAACGACGAGAAAUGUUGAUGCUAUUGGUGUUGGAAGUGAGGUUGGAAGGCGAAAGAGGGUGGUAGAAGUAAGGGAUGUGGAUAUGGAGGGAGAUGUUGAGAGUGACGAUUGUUUGAUUAAGGGGUUGAGGAGGAGUGCAAGUGGAAAAAUGACGAGAACUGUUGAUGAAAUUGGUGAGGAUACGGAAGAAGAUGUUGAGAGCGUUGAUGGUUGGAUUAAGGGGUUGAGAUCAAGGACUAAUGGUAAGGUGAGGAGAAAUGUAGGUGGAGGGGAAGAUACAAUGACGUUAGCUGAGAUGCAGUUGUUAGUGAAGAAGAAGGUGAAUAAGGAAAAGAUCCCGGUAAAAGAUAAGGGGGAAGACAAGGAGGAGAAUGUGAAAGCAAUGAAGUUCAAUUUAACGGAAAAGGGAAGUGAGAAAAGAAAGGAGAUGGAUUUGAGUUUGAUAGAAGAGGAAGAUGAUGUGGAGAUGGAGACGUUGAUUGCAAGGGUGAGAGAGAAUAGGAUGAGGCGCGGAGCUUUAAAGAGAGAUGGUUUGGAGGAUGGAGGAAGAAGAAGGGAUUCAAGUAGUAACAAGGGCAGUAAAGGGUUAAGGCAGGAUGAUUUGGAGAUAAUGGCGGAGAAUGAGAAGGAGAUAAUGUUUAAUUUAACGGAGAAGGAUAGUGAAAAAAGUAAGGAAACGAGUUUGAGUUUGAAUGAAGAGGAAGAUGAAGUGGAGAUGGAGGCACUGAUUGCAAGGGUGAGAGAUAAAAGGAUGAGGCGUGAGGCGUUAAAGGGAGAUGGUUUAGAGGAUGGAGGAAAAAGAAGGGAUUUAAGUAACAACAGGGAUGGUAAACGGUUAGCGCAGGAUGAUUCAGAGAUAAUGGCAGAGAAUGGGAAGGAGGAUAAUGAGAUAGGGAUGACGUUUAAUUCAAUGGAAAAGAAAAGUGAAAAAAGAAAAGAAACAAGUUUGAGUUUGGUAGAAGAGGAGGAUGAAGUGGAGAUGGAGACACUGAUUGCGAGGGUGAGAGAGAAAAGGAUGAGGCGUGAGGCAUUAAAGGGGAAUGGUUUGGAGAAGGGAGGAAGAAGAAGAAGGGAUUUAAGUAGCAAGAGGUGUUGUAAAGGGUCAAGACAGGAUGAUUCGGAGAUGAUGUCAAAGAAUGAGAAGACAAUGAAGUUAAAUUUAAUGGAAGAGGAAACAAAUUUGACUUUGAUAGAAGAGCAAGACGAAGCGGAGAUGGAGUCACUGAUAGCGAGGGUGAGAAAGAAGAGGACGAGGCGCGAGGUGCGAAGGUCAGAUGUUUUAGAGGAUGCAGAAAGAAGGCGGGAUUUAAGUAUCAACACAUGUACUUUAUCAAAAAGUAGCAAGAAGGGUAAAUGGCCUAGGCAAGAUGACCUGGAGAUAGUGGCAGCGGAAAGUUUUGAUCUUUAUAAUUUUGACAAGGAUAGAGUAGGGAGGAGCUUCAAGAAAGGACAAGUAUGGGCUGUUUAUGAUGACGAUGAUGGAAUGCCAAGGGAUUAUGCUCUGAUUGAUGAUGUUAUUUCUGUGUAUCCCUUUGAGGUGAGACUGAAUUUGUUGGAAUUUCAAAGUAAUAGCGACGAGGCACUACUGCAUUGGGGUAGAAGGGGUUUUCAUGUUUCUUGUGGGAAGUUUAAGGUUUCUAGGCAGAUUUUGGUUAAAUCUUUGAAGAAGUUUUCACACGUUGUUGAUAGUGAAAGAGCAGCAAGUGAGUUGUAUAGGAUUUACCCCACAAAAGGUUCAAUAUGGGCAGUGUAUAAAGAGAAUGCUUUAGGUGCUGGCAGCAGGUCUCUAAUGGAGGAUAAGCAAUGUUAUGAUAUUUGUGUAUCUUUGAGCAGUUACACUGACAUACAUGGUGUGAGUAUCGCAUAUCUUGAAAGAGUUGAUGAAUUCAGGACUAUUUUCAAGAGGAGAGAGGUAGGGGCUCGUGCUGUUAAGUUGUUAGGGAAGGAUGAGCUUAAGUUGUUUUCGCAUCGGAUUCCUGCAAGGAAGCUAUCAGAUGAAGAAGCCUCAAACAUCUCGAAGUACUGUUGGGAACUGGAUCCGUCUUCAUUGCCUCGUCCUAUUAAUUCAGAGAGUUAAAGAGUUUGCCAAAUCAGAUGGAAAUGGACUUCUUACGCUGACCUAUUACCACUUGAGAGUACCCUAAAACUGGUUUGCAUUGAGCACAAUGUUCAUUUAAAUCACUCUUUACUAGAAAGCUAAGUUGCUCGGACUUUCCAAAAAUGUGGCCGCAGUCGUGUCGGAUUCUUCAAAAAGCACUACCUUUGAAGGAUCUGACACACACCCAAUGACAUUUUUGAAGAGUCCGACCAGCAUAGCUACAAAGUACUCCGCUCACGUAUCAAAUUGUAUCUGAUUUGCUUGCCAUACUUGUGAAUAGAACAACCAAUGAUGUUCAAACAUCAUAUCAACAUGGCCUUUUUUGGUCUUAUAUUACACUUCCACAUUUGCACCA